Messenger RNA from Annulohypoxylon truncatum, 2382 nucleotides. Its product is annotated as ABC1 family protein. The record is from RefSeq and is a predicted model, not a curated record. The coding region runs from base 183 to 2258 and encodes 691 amino acids. The transcript is spliced from 3 exons. Gene Ontology annotation, cellular component: mitochondrion. NCBI's taxonomy places the organism in Eukaryota, Fungi, Ascomycota, Sordariomycetes, Xylariales, Hypoxylaceae.
AGAUUCACCAUACACCAUCAACCAUCAAACACCAUACACUACUAUGCUAAUGCUACGCACACCAAUAGCAUAAACGUUUGCUUGCACACAGUUGUGAAAUUGAUUAACGCUAAUAUAGAAAGAUUCCGACCACCAUGUCAAUCAAUUGUUGCUCUCCCUUCUACUUAUAGGUGUGAACAGAGAUGCGACCAGCCAUCUUACUCGGCCGGUUCUGCGUUCGCCGAUAUUUCUUUCAUGCUCCCAAGACUGCUACGAAUCUUAGGCAAUUGCACACGACUUUUCGAUCCCGGCUUCUCGGUCCUUCACCAUGGCGCAGCUCCCAAAACAGGGGUAGGGGGAGGGUAUUGAGUGCUACAGCUCACGCAGCUCUCGGGACCGCCGCGUUUGUCAAGCUAUCCGAAAAGGAUGACAAGGAUACGGAACACACGGCCGAAGAUCGCAUGCUAAAGGUAUCGCGAGAGGAACUGAAGAAGAUCGUCGAUAGCGAUGCAGGAUUUCUCAACCGUUUCGGUCAUAAAAUAAUCAUCUUCCUGGACCUCUACUUUUGGGAGCCCCUUUGCACUGGAGUGAGAUUUGUCGAAUUAGUCUUCAUAUUCAUACCAGUCAUAUUGGCUGUCCCAUCCAUAUGGCUUGGGUCCCGCCAGCCUGGUCGCAACAAUGAGAGAACGGGCACAUUGUGGUGGUAUUAUUUCCUGGUAAAGUCUAUGGAGGCGGCCGGCCCGGCAUUUAUCAAGCUUGGUCAAUGGGCCGCUUCGAGGACUGAUAUUUUCCCUACCGAAAUGUGCGAUAUAAUGUCGAAGCUUCAUUCCAAUGCUCCUGCUCAUUCCUUGGAGGCGACGAUGCGAAUUGUCGGAAAGGCUUUUGACGGUAGAAGAUUUGAAGAUAUUUUCGAAGAAUUUCAUGAAACUCCUUUGGGUGUGGGUGCUAUUGCGCAGGUGUAUAAAGCCAAAUUGAAGCCAGAUCUCGCAGCACCGGGCGAUGUCGAUGUCCUAGACACGCGCAGCAACCUCCGACGGAAUGUUCGUCGAAAAGUAGAUACGGUUCUGAAGAGUGUGCCAAAGCGGGUUCCAUCUUCUUACGUUGCCGUCAAAGUUCUACAUCCAAAAGUUGAACGAACGGUUCGGCGUGAUCUACGCAUCAUGCAUUUCUUCGCCUCGGCUCUAAACCUAAUACCCACUAUCGAAUGGUUAUCUCUACCUGACGAAGUCGCUCAGUUUGGAGAGAUGAUGAGGCUACAGCUUGAUCUUCGUAUUGAAGCUGCUAAUCUAGCCAAGUUUCGAAGAAACUUCAAGGAUCGCACUACAGCGUGGUUUCCGUUCCCAUACCUCGAGUUUACAACUCGAGAAGUACUUAUCGAGGAGUUUGCGCAAGGCAUACCCCUAGCUGACUUCUUAGAAAACGGAGGUGGUGUCUUCCAAAGGGACAUCGCCCAAGAAGGACUCGAUGCUUUCUUACGCAUGUUAUUAAUUGACAACUUUGUUCAUGCUGAUUUACAUCCGGGAAAUAUUAUGGUUCGCUUUUACGAAGCAUACCAACCAGACUUAAGUCUACGCAACACGUCUAAUGGCCACAAACCGCAUCCCGAAGAUCAAUCCGAUGUUACUGAACAAGUGCUUGCACGACUACGUCCAUUCCGCAAGAGAAAAGAUUUUGCCGCUUGGGAGGCAGAAUUGAAAAAGAUCGACCAAGAAGGCUUUAGACCGCAACUAAUAUUCAUCGACACUGGUCUCGUGACAGAAUUGAAUGCAGUAAAUCGCCGCAACUUCUUAGACCUCUUCCGCGCCAUUGCCGAAUUCGACGGAUAUAAAGCCGGCCAUCUCAUGUGCGAACGUUGCCGACAGCCCGACGCCGUCAUUGACGAGGAAGUUUUUGCAUUGAAAAUGCAACACCUCGUCUUGAAUGUGAAAAGUUCCACUCUCGCUCUAGGUAAUGUCAAGAUCGGCGACAUUCUACAACAAGUUCUUGAUAUGGUCCGACAACAUCACGUGAGGUUGGAAGGCGAUUUUGUCAACGUUGUGAUCAGCAUAUUGCUUUUAGAGGGUAUUGGCCGUAGCCUCGAUCCUAAUGUGGACCUUCUAAGUAGUUCGCUGCCAAUCCUUAGACAACUAGGUGCUCAAGGCGGUGCUCAGAUGAUGAAGGGAGGCGAUUUCUCCAUGUUGUUCGUUUGGGCUGGAUUAGAGGCGAGACGGUUCAUGCAAGCUAGCAUCGAAGACGUGGAGAGGUGUGUAAAAUACGAUUUGUUAUCACCGAACAUUUAAUUCAGAGAUACGGUCACGGAUAGACAUAGAAGAAUUGCAUAUGCAAACAUUGAUAGAUGGGAAUGAACUCAGGAGUAAUACCACUCUUCAGGAUAACGUUUUAAUUAUAGAUGAACGUCAACUC